Clarias gariepinus (North African catfish) is the source of this 1053-nucleotide messenger RNA. Its product is annotated as tripartite motif-containing protein 29-like. The record is from RefSeq and is a predicted model, not a curated record. The transcript has 7 exons. Lineage: Eukaryota; Metazoa; Chordata; Actinopteri; Siluriformes; Clariidae. Gene Ontology annotation, molecular function: zinc ion binding. The coding region runs from base 1 to 1053 and encodes 350 amino acids.
AUGAAUGAGGAGAAGUGUAUUAAAGGCUCCUGGGAUCAGGAGGAUAAGGAAACACAACGAAAACACAUCGCCAUCCAGUUCUGUCUUACGUGUCAGCUCUAUUUGUGUGGAACUCAGCCACUCAGGAACCACAGCCCGCUCGAAUACUUCAGACAACAGAUCUACUUUAACAGAUCUGAUAAAAUCAUUAAAGCUUGUAUAAAACCCGAAUCCUCCAGAGGACUCCAGAAGCAGAUUUGCUCUCAGCAUGACAUACUGCUGGAGGUUUACUGUCUCACUGACCAGCAGUGUAUUUGCACAUUGUGUAUGUUAGAUGAACAUAAAGGACACGAUACAGUAUCAGCUGCAGCAGGACGAGCUGAGAAACAGAAGCAAUUGUUGGAGAUGCAGGAAAAAUCUAAGCAGGCUAUCGAGGACAGAGAAAAGGAGCUUCAGAAGUUGAGAAAAGCUGUGGAGACUUAUAAGCAUUCUGCACAAACAGCUAUGCAGGAAAGUGUAAAAAUGUUUACUGAGCUGAUCAAAGCAAUUGAAAAAAGACAACUUGAGGUGACACAGCUGAUCAGAGAUCAAGAGAAAGCAGCUCUGAGUCCAGCUGAAGCCAUCAUUAACCAAUUGCAACAGGAGAUUGGAGAGCUGAAGAGGAGAGAUGCUAAGCUAGAGAAGCUUUCACGCACUGAGGAUCCCAUUCAGUACCUUCAGAGUUUUCACUCUGUCCCAGCUGCUCCUGGAUCUGCAAAUUUCACCACCACCACACACAGUUUUUCUCUAACUUUUGAGAAAUUACUGGUGUCUGUGUCUCAACUGAGAGACAAACUAGAAACAUUUUUCAUCAGCGAGUUUAAGAACAUAUCACCUGAAGCUCAAAGCAGUGAAGAUGCAGAGAAAUUUUCCUUGGAGAAGAAGCCAACAAUGAAAGAGAGAAAGAGCUUGCAGCUGCCCCCUACCUAUUUUCGUGGUACUAGGAGAGAUUUAGGAACCGUGUUUGACAGUCUAAGUCUAGCGGACCUUGAAACAGAGCCACAAAAGGUACAGCGAACAAAUUUGCAGAUUUGA